AUGGCAGACUGGUCUCAACUCCCUAAGGACCUCCUCCACCUCAUCUCCGAAAAACUCAACUCCCAAUUCUACCAACUCCGCUUCCGCUCCGUCUGUUCGUCAUGGCGCUCCUCCACCCCCCUAAACCACCAUCACCACCUCAAUCUCCCUCCCAAAUUCCCAAAUCCCUCCAACAACGAUUCCGAUGAUCCCACCUUCCCUCUCUCCAAACGAACCCUCUUCCUCAUCUCCCCACCCCCAAAUCAACAAACCCUACAUCCAUGGUUAAUCAAAAUCGGUCCUGACUCACGUGACCAAUCUCACCUCUGGCAUCCUCUCUCACGUGACAAACAUUUCCCUCUCCAUUUCCCUAACUCCAUCGAUUUCAACCACCUCCCUGUCACCGAUCUCGGUUGCGAGUUCGUCAUCGGUAACUUCCCUUCCCAAUCUCCCUCUCUUCCUUUCCACAACAACUCACUCUACAUGGAGAAGGUUGUUGUAUUUGACGCUGACGCCGACACGUGGCAAAUCGGGAACGGGAAGGCAAAAGCAAAAGCAAAUCGGUGUUCGGUUCUUCUCACCAUUCACAUUUCUGGAAAACUCGCUGUAUUCCGAUGCGGCGAUGAACAGUGUGAUGAGCAGUGGACGAUAAUUCCUGAUAUGCUGACGCCUUAUGAUGAUGUUUGUGUUUUCAACGGCCGGCCGGUUGCAGUUGAUUGUACCGGUCGGGCUGUUGUUGUGGGAGCGGAUUUGAGUGUGGAGUUGGUGGCGGAGCCAGUGUAUGGUGGAGAUAAGAAAUUCUUGGUAGAGAGUGAAGGUGAAUUGCUGCUAGUUGAUAAAUAUUUGUCUUGUCUUGUGAAUAGUUUGAGGAAUGACGCUGACGGUGAUGAUUAUGGUGAUGGUGAUGGUUAUGAGAUUGGACAUGGUUAUGCUGAUGGUGAGUUUUGUGAGAUUGGAAGGGAGAGGGCUGUGAGGUUUCAUGUGUUUAGGCUUGAUGAGAAGGAGAAGAAGUGGGUGGAGGUGAAGAGUUUGGAGGAUAGGGUUUUGUUUUUGGGGGAAGAUUGUGCUUUUUCUGCUUCGGCUUUCGAUUUGAGGAUUGGUUAUGGGAAUUGUGUGAUAUUUAGGGAUGAUGUUUAUAGUGAUUCUCAAUCGAGUGAGCUCGGGGUUGGUGUUUUUCACUUGGGUCACUUUCGGAUUGCGCCGUUGUCUUGUUUUCCUUGUUAUUCUAUGUUUUUCUGGCCUCCUCCAGAAUGGGUCGGGUUGCGUUGA
Lathyrus sativus (Indian pea) is the source of this 1248-nucleotide messenger RNA. Lineage: Eukaryota; Viridiplantae; Streptophyta; Magnoliopsida; Fabales; Fabaceae. The record is from the annotation of a GenBank genome assembly.